Molecule: messenger RNA, 2733 nt
Organism: Vicia villosa (hairy vetch)
Lineage: Eukaryota; Viridiplantae; Streptophyta; Magnoliopsida; Fabales; Fabaceae
Product: probable ADP-ribosylation factor GTPase-activating protein AGD14
Exons: 15
Coding region: 217-2379 (720 amino acids)
Molecular function (GO): GTPase activator activity
Source: RefSeq, a predicted model, not a curated record
CCGUUUCAGUUAUUAUACCUCUCUCUCUCUCUCUCUCUCUCUCUCUCUCUCUCUCUCUCUCUCUCUCUCUCUCUCAAAAAAGAAGCUCCAAGAACUUCAACAUUCUAACUUGUAACCGUUUCUUCUUCAGUUCCUCAACUACUUAGGAACUGCGAUCGAAUUGUCAACUUCAUUGACUGUUGAAGAUCGAAUUCGAGUUUGGAGUUUGAAGUUGAGAUGGCGAGUCGGUUAAGGGAAGAUGAGAAACACGAGCGCGCCAUUCGAGCUCUUCUUAGGCUCGAACCGAAUCGGAGAUGCAUUAACUGCAACAGUUUGGGACCACAAUAUGUGUGCACAGAUUUCUGGACGUUUAUUUGCACUAAUUGUAGUGGAAUACACCGUGAAUUUACACAUCGUGUGAAGUCAGUUUCAAUGGCUAAAUUUACUUUGCAAGAAGUUACCGCACUUCAAGAAGGAGGAAAUCAGCGUGCAAGAAAUGUUUAUUUUAAAGAAUGGGAUGCACAACAUCAUUCUUUCCCUGACAGUGAGCUCCGAGAGUUUAUUAAGCAUGUUUAUGUGGAUGGGAUAUUCACUGGAGAUAGUACCUCUGACAAACUACCAAGAGUGAAAAACGGUGGUGACAAAGAUGGAUCAUAUGAAAACAGGAGAGUUGAGGCAUAUCAGGGAGGAUCUAAAAGCCCUCCAUAUAAAGACUCACAUGAACAUCGUUAUAGUGACAGGUCUAGUCCAGGUGGAAGAAGUCCUGGAUAUGAUCAAGAAAGUAGGCAAGUUGGUGAUUAUAAGAGAAGUCCUGGUCGUCCUCCAAUUAUCAAUGAUCGGCGUCGUGAAGAUCGUAGAACAUCCGAUGGAGAUUAUAAGACGGAAAGUCAAUCCCCUGUGCAAGCCAGAAAUCCGGGCUCUUCUAGCCCACCCGUGGGCAAACCCGUUCAAGAAAUUUUGGGAGAAAAUGUAGUACCUCUUAGGAUAAGUGGACCCCCCAAACCAAACAAUGGAAAAGCUGCCGAUGCCUCAGCACUGACACAGAGAACUGCAUCCUCUGGUAGCUUGGUAUCCAGUAAUGAAAGCCAAGUAAAUAUUAAGCUUGAGACUACUAAGAGCCUUAUUGAUUUUGAUGCUGAUCCCGAACCUAUUGCUCCCACAAUUCGUCAAGCCCAACAAACCAGUGCGCCUCAACCUGUUUUGCAGCCAGGAAAUUCCAGUGAUGACAAUUGGGCCUCUUUUGAUAUUGCUUCUGAGGCGAAAGCAAAUCAAAGCACCUCAAAUUUAAAUCCACUUGAAUCCGUACUGUCCCAAUUGUCUUAUUCGGCAUCUAUAUCUUCUAAUGCUCCGGGAGUCCAAGGACCAAUUCCAGCAGGGGCUCUUAGUUUUGGCAGUUUAUCAUCUUUCCCAUCCAAUGGUGCUUCAAUGCCAUCUUCCAGACUGGCAGGUGUAUUACCUCAUAAUAAUGUAGGACAGUGGGCUAGUUCGCAGCAUCAGCAACCAAUGUUCUCUGCUGUAAGUAGUCAGCCAUCGCAUGUACCUUCUGUACCCACAGGGCAGAGGUAUCCAAAUACACCAAUUCCACAUGCAUACCAUCAUGCUUCGGAGCUGGCCAAUGAGGCUUUCAAUAGUAUUCUUUCUCAACCUUCUGCUGUAGAAGUAAAACCAAGUGGAAGAACUGAACUUUCUGAAGAUCUGUUCACUACAAAACACUCUUCCUUCUCUGCACCAGUUCAAGGUUGGCAGGCGGGUCUUCCCCAGGGCGCGGGCAGCUCAGUGCAAUAUAAUAGCAAUGUGGCGCCAAUACCAAGUUUUUCGGAGCCAUCAAGGUCAACAAACCCAUUUGAUGUCAGCAGCAAACAGUACCCAGAUCAAGAUCCAAGUUUUCUUUCCAUUUCAUCCUUGCAUAGUGCGAUGCCUAGUGUGUCGCCAUCACUCCCGAUGCACCCUCCAUGCCAGAGCAAUCCAUUGCUUGCAUGGAGUCCACCUCUUCCUGAUGCAGCAGGCACUAUGCACUCUUCAAGCCGAGGUCUUCAACCAGAUGCAUGGAAUCCACCCCUGCCAUCCUUUCAAGCUGCCCCGCCUAAUGUACCAUCUUCAGGCACUUUGCCCCCUUCAAGCCUGGGCAAUCCAUCCCAUGCCUGGAAUCCAACCCUAUCGUCACCAUAUGCAUCAUUCCUACCUCCACAAGCACCAAUUCAUGCAUCAGCAUUGGGACCAGGGUCUAACAAUGGGCAGCAAAUGCCAACUAACACACCAAUGCCAAGGCAAGAAGCUGGGAAUUUUGGAGCUGAGCGAGACAUUUUCGCCUUGUCAAAUCCAGAUCAGCAGCCGACUGAUAAGCCGUCAACCACUCCCACCUCUAACCCCUUCCCUAAAGGAGGCAACCCAUUCGCAUAAUGUAAAGAUUUGUACAUGGACCUGUAAAUUCAAACAUCAACUCGACCAUCUUGUACAAAUACAUGUAACUUUCGGUUUCUAUUGUUUGUGGAUCGAAGUUACAUACGCAUAAUGGAGGAUUUGUGAUGACCGGCUAUGGGUCGAAGUGAAAUAUUUUGGUGUUGUAAAUAGUUUAUUACUAUAGGAGCAUUAGAGAACUGAAAGAUAAAGGGAGAUUGAUUGAAGGGGGUGCAGAGAAUUCUUUAAUCUUUUUUCUUUUAAAAUCUGUGGUUGUAUAUAUGCAUUCAUUUGUAAAUUGUAAUUGUAGAUAAAAUGAUGUCUGCAUAUUUGAAGCUCCUUAGCUGUGCUCUUUCU